Messenger RNA from Medicago truncatula (barrel medic), 516 nucleotides. RefSeq names its product E3 ubiquitin-protein ligase SIRP1. The record is from RefSeq and is a predicted model, not a curated record. NCBI's taxonomy places the organism in Eukaryota, Viridiplantae, Streptophyta, Magnoliopsida, Fabales, Fabaceae. Bases 1 to 516 code for a protein of 171 amino acids. Gene Ontology annotation, molecular function: ubiquitin protein ligase activity. Gene Ontology annotation, cellular component: cytoplasm. Gene Ontology annotation, biological process: protein ubiquitination. The transcript is spliced from 2 exons.
AUGGUGAGUCCAAUGAAUGAAUAUGAAAACAAAUGUCCAUUUUGUGAUACACAAUUUGGUGAUGCAAUGGAAAAUCUAAGGGACCAUAAUAAUGAUGCUAUUGAUUUAAGUGGAUUUGAUUUGUUGUUACAACAUUUGGCACAAAUUAGUCCUAAUGGAUAUGCAAGUGUAAAUCCUCCAACAAAGAAGGAAGCAAUUGAAGCAAUGGAAAGUGUGAUUAAUGAUGAGAAAUUGCAAUGUACAAUAUGUUUGGAGGAUGUUGAGAUUGGGGAUAUUGCUAAAGAAAUGCCAUGUAAGCAUAAAUUUCAUGGUGAUUGUAUUGUAUCAUGGCUUAAGCUACAUAGUUCUUGUCCAGUUUGUAGGUUUCAAAUGCCUUGUGAGGAAUCAAAUGUUUUGGCAAAUUUGGAAAAUGGAAAUAGAGAAAACCAAAAUAAUGAGGUUGUGAGGGGUAGAAAUGGAAGGAGGAAUUGGUUUCCUGUGCUUCAAUCUUUUAAUAAUUUCCUUCCUUUUCCUUGA